Messenger RNA from Diospyros lotus (date-plum), 1812 nucleotides. Its product is annotated as xyloglucan galactosyltransferase XLT2-like. Lineage: Eukaryota; Viridiplantae; Streptophyta; Magnoliopsida; Ericales; Ebenaceae. The record is from RefSeq and is a predicted model, not a curated record. Gene Ontology annotation, molecular function: galactosyltransferase activity. The coding region runs from base 174 to 1628 and encodes 484 amino acids. Gene Ontology annotation, biological process: xyloglucan biosynthetic process. The transcript has a single exon.
UGCUUUUGUGUUGAUAAGCCACCAAGAACUAGCUUCCCUGUCAAGGGUUGGCACCCCCCCCCCCUCCCUCUCUUUCCCCUUCUGUUGAUUUAUAUUCUCUGGUUGAAGCCUUCCAAAAGUGCACUCUCUCUGUGUGUGGAAAGUUUCUUCCUGUUUUAGAGUUUUAUGGUGUCAUGUUAGAUUCCAUUCUCAGCCAAUCGGCCGCGGAUCUGGAGAACUUGAAGAAACCUUCCAAGAACGACGAGCUUAAACUCAGUUUGAAAUCGGUCCUGGCCCAGAUUCCGCUCAGUCGUCAUGUUCUCCUCUUCGUUAUUAUUCUCUUCCAGGUUUUCCUCGUGCUGUAUAUUCUUCGUAGUCCUCAUGUAUCUUUGCCCUCCAGGCAACAACAGCUUCCGGAUUUUCAUGCCGGAGAAUGUGAGGCCGGGAGGAUUUAUGUGUACGAGCUCCCGCCCUUGUUUAAUGUAGAGCUCAAGAAUAAUUGCACCAACCUGGAUCCGUGGCAUUCCAAAUGCGAUGCGAAUUUGAACGACGGAUUGGGUCCGGCGGCGGCGCAGCUAGCCAGAGUAGUGCCGGAAAAUCUUGUUCCGGCUUGGUAUUGGACGGACCACUACUGGGGGGAGGUUUUGUAUCACAACCGAAUGCUGAGCUACAAGUGCCGGACCCUCGAGCCGGAGAAGGCGACGGCGUUUUAUAUUCCGUUCUACGUCGGACUCGCCGUGGGGAACUAUUUGUGGGGAAAUUACAGUGGCAAAGACAGGGACUGGCACAGCGAGAUGUUGGCGAGGUGGGUCCAGGAACAGCCAUGGUGGAAGAGAUCCUAUGGGUCGGAUCACAUGAUUAUGCUGGGCCGCCUGACUUGGGAUUUCCGGCGAGCCAUCGACGCCGGGAACGACUGGGGGACAAGCCUCCUCCACAUGCCGGCAAUGCGAAAUGUCAUCCGGCUCUGCGUCGAGCGGAACAUUUGGGACCCGCUGGAAGUCGCCGUUCCGUAUCCCACCAUAUUCCACCCCCGAUCCGACUCCGACAUCCUCGAGUGGCAGAGAUUCGUGCGCGGCCAGAACCGAACCAAACUUUUCGCCUACGUCGGUGGCGGACGCGAGUCCAUCAAGAACGAUUUCAGGGGGCUACUCCUGACUCAGUGCCUGAACGAGUCCGGCUCGUGCCAGCACGUUGACUGCGCCCGGAAGAAUUGCCUCGACGGGACGACGGCGAUUAUGGAAGCCUUCUUGGACUCGAACUUCUGCCUCCAGCCGAGAGGCGACGGGUUCACGAGGCGGUCGGUGUUCGACUGCAUGCUGGCCGGUUCGAUCCCGGUUUUCUUCUGGAAGCGAACCGCUUACCUGCAGUACGAGUGGUUCGUGCCGGCCGAGCCGGAGAGUUACUCGGUUUUCAUUCAUCGAAGCGACGUGAGGAACGGGACAUCAAUCAGGAAGGUUCUGGAAAGGUACAGUAGAGAGGAGGUGGACCGGAUGAGAGAGAAGGUUAUAGAAUAUAUACCCAGAUUUGUAUAUGCGAAAUCAAACGAAGGAUUGAAGAAUACGAAAGAUGCAUUUGAGACCGCCAUUGAAGGAGUACUGAGAAAGUUCAAGGAUCAUAUGCAGAGAGGGAGGAUUGCAGUUGUUGAUUAGGAAUCAAAACUCAAUUGGUGUGUACAACAAAUAAAGGAUCAUACAUUUUUUUUUAAAAAAAAUAAAUAAAUAAAUAGGGAUAUUAUAUAUAUAUAUAUAUAGUUUAUAGUUUAAAAUUCUGUUCAUAUUCGAUUGAUGUAUUUGUUUCGAUUCUUUGAAAAAUAAGAAUAAUGCUAUUGCUGAA